Messenger RNA from Limanda limanda (common dab), 907 nucleotides. Its product is annotated as zinc finger BED domain-containing protein 4-like. NCBI's taxonomy places the organism in Eukaryota, Metazoa, Chordata, Actinopteri, Pleuronectiformes, Pleuronectidae. The transcript has 2 exons. The record is from RefSeq and is a predicted model, not a curated record. Bases 1 to 645 code for a protein of 214 amino acids. Gene Ontology annotation, molecular function: protein dimerization activity.
AUGGCUGCAGUAGCAUCAAAGAGGAAAGCUCCGAGCAGCACCCACACUCCGUCCGUGGCCGCGGUCUUUGAAAAGACAAAAAAGUUCGCAAAGGACAAUGCCAAAGCUAACACAAUCACGAAGAAGGUAAUGGAGUUUAUUGCUUUGGAUCACUACAUUGAUGUGGAGAAAAAACAGAGGGUUAGGGAAAUGGUCCAGGCUGAAUUGGACUUAUUAAAGCCACUUGGAGACAGUGAAGUGACGCACAGAGAGGGGGGAGAGGGUGCAGAGAAAAAAAGAAUCCGCACCACGGAGGCAGGACGUGUGCCCUCACUCUCUGACAUGUUUGAAGAGAUCCUCCAGGAAAACAACCCAGAUGCCAGGCAGACAACGAGUGCCACUGCUCAACAGCUGGACUCUUACUUGUCAGAAGUCCCCGUCCCCAGGAGUGACAAUCCUCUAACAUAUUGGAGGACCAAUCAAGGCCGCUUUCCUGACUUAGCACAGAUGGCACGCAGGUACCUGGCUGCUCCAUGCACAAGCACUGAUAGUGAGAGGCUGUUUAGUGCUGCAUCACAUGUCCUUGAUGAGAAGAGGAACAGACUGACAUGUGAUGAAGCAGAGAAGCUUCUCUUCAUGAAGAAGAACCUGCCACUGUUCCUGUAGGAGUAGGCUAAGUAGACCUAUGGCUUGAUACAGGCACAGUUGUUUUGUUUUAAUGUUUUUGUCUGUAAAUUUGGGUUUUGUCUUGUCUCAGAUGUCAGUUUCUUUCUGAUGACAAAUCUGUUCUGGUCAGGGAUAUGUUAUGUACCUGUAAGUGUUUGAUGUUACAAGCACACUUGCUAUUUACCUCAGCCAUUACAUUAUUGUUUACAUUAUAGCCUACUGUUACUUAGUAGACUUGUGCCAACUUUUGCACUUUUUUGCA